Zophobas morio is the source of this 1648-nucleotide messenger RNA. RefSeq names its product protein peste-like. Bases 1 to 1491 code for a protein of 496 amino acids. The transcript has 6 exons. Lineage: Eukaryota; Metazoa; Arthropoda; Insecta; Coleoptera; Tenebrionidae. The record is from RefSeq and is a predicted model, not a curated record. Gene Ontology annotation, molecular function: scavenger receptor activity. Gene Ontology annotation, cellular component: membrane; cytoplasm.
AUGCCAUCAGUAUCCAAAAUGAAAGCGAAGAGUGUACUCUUCCAAAACAAAUUUCUAUUUUGUGCUAGUUUACUACUCAGUUUUUGCGGACUUGCAUUUAUUUGUCUUUGGUCUGUAAUUUUCGACUGUUUAUUAACGUUGCGGGAAGGCAGUCUUAUUCACAAAUUUUGGAAAGUCAUUCCAGUGGCUUUGGAAACAGAAUUCCAUUUGUACAACUGGACAAACCCUGAAGACUUUUAUAAUCUAUCGGUGAAACCGAGAUUCGAAGAAACGGGACCUUACAGAUAUUGGCAGAAUGAAAGGAAGUCGGAUAUUAUUUGGAACGACAAUGGGACAGUCACUUUCAAGCAAAUGAAGUAUUGGCACUAUGAUAACGACGAGAAUAAUGGCAACCUGAGUAAUAAAAUCGUCACCAUCAACCCGGUCCCUCUAGCAGCAUCAUUCAUUCUAAGAAACUGGAACUACUUUUUCAAGAAAGGUCUUUUCGUCACACUACACCCUUUCUUCCACAACCUGCAACUAACACAAACCGCUGGUGAACUUCUUUUCGAUGGAUACCCGGAACCGUUGAUCAAACUAGCAAAAACAGUCCCCUUUUUUGCUCAAUGUAAUUUUCCGAACUGGGACCGAUUUGGCUGGGCCUACAACAGAAACGGAUCGACCGAAUUCGAAGGAACGUACAACAUGGGCACUGGUAUUAACUCAACCUUUGGAGAAAUCAACACCUGGGAAGGGAAAAAACGGACUCCGUUUUUUGAUGGGGCAUGUGCAGAAGUGUAUGGAUCUGCGGGCCAGUUUUUCCCGAGAAACUUGAAAAAGGACGUGGUUAAAUUAUUUUCGUCGGAUUUACGGAGAAGUGUUAACUUAACGUUUGACCGGGAGGAAACUAUAGCGGGUAUCUUGGGCUACAGAUACAUAGCGGAUGACCGAGUUUUGGAUAAUGGCACGAUUUAUCCACAAAACCGAUGUUUUUGUAACGGCGAAUGUCUACCGUCUGGAAUGGUUAAUCUUUCAAACACAAGACACGGUUUCCCGAUGUUUGUAUCGUUGCCCCAUUUUUAUAGAGCUGAUCCUUAUUACGGCAACUUGAUUGAGGGUAUGAAGCCUGAUCCAGACAAACAUCAAUUUUCUAUCACAAUUGAACCAAUGACUGGAAUACCACUAAAGGUAGAUGUCAAAAUCCAAGCUAAUUUGUAUGUUCAACCAGUUCCUGGCGUGUUAAUGUUUGAAAGUGCCCCAAGAUUCAUGCUUCCGGUCAUUUGGACAUCGCAAACGUACGAAAUUGGAGGCUUCCAUGCAUUUUUAGUCUUUUUAUUAGUAAAUCUUUCUGUGAUAUGUGUGUCUGUUGGUGUCUGCAUGGUUGUGUUCAGUAUUGGCGCAUUCGCAUUUGUUGUGUACAAAAGACAAACAAAAUAUUUGCGACAAGAGAAACAUAUCGAAUUUCUCAAAGAACAAAAUAUUCCUUUAAAAAUGAACUUUGAAAAAAUGUAACGUGUGUCAGUGUUUUAGAAGUUAAGAAAUAUGUGAUCAUGAAUGUGCUUCUGAUGCGUGUGUGAGAGAGAAAAAGAGUGAAAUAGCGAGUUUCACAGAAUGUAGCUGUGGUGAUUCUUAACGUUAAUUUUUGUACAAAAUAAACAAAACUAAUAAA